GAAUAGCGGCACCCGGAAUCGUUCUGCAGAAAUGCCUUUACAGCAGAGCCAUUCUUCAAAUUCAUUAAAUUACGACACCGUCUAGUUCGCCCGAUUACAUGAUUUGAGACAUGUUCUAAAUGUGAAUGCCAUAACUGUUACGUAUUGUUAUUGCUACCUACAGAGUUGAUCGUUUUGUAAUUGCAGCACAGCUACUGCAGAAGACAUGACGGAUGAUGCCACUGCCUUAUCUUUCGCAUAGUAACCCGGCUUAGCUACUGUCUUCACUGUGGUGACAUUUUCCCAGAGGUUUCUGCAAUGAAUUUUCUGCGUAAUCGUAUUGUUGUUCUGGGCCUGGUUCUACUGGCCACAUUACUGCUGUACCUGCUGCUGCCAGCCAUUCGUCAAGGAAGUAUGGAGCCUUCACUGGAGGCACAGAAGUUGGGACUCUCAGCCACCUCUCCUCCACUAGUGCCGAGCGUCAAUGUGUCUAUUCGCACUGGACAGCUGCCUGGAGACCCCCCUUUGUUUUUUAGAGAGGCAUUACCUGUAGAUGCUGCUGGUCGGCAAAUAUUACCUAGGUUACAGAUUGUUAUGCUGCAUGGCCAGGCCUUCACCUCCAAAACUUGGGAAGAACUGGGAACAAUGUCCAUACUGGCUACUCAUGGAUAUCAGACUCUGGCUGUGGAUCUGCCAGGCUACGGAAAAUCGCCUGACUCGGAGUCCCUGAAGACAGACCAGAGUCGGGUGGACCUUCUCUCUCGCUUCAUGGAGUCUUUGGGGGUCAGGUCUGCAGUGCUUGUGAGCCCCUCCAUGAGUGGACACUACUCCAUUCCAUUCCUCAUGAAAAACAGUGCAAAACUACAAGCAUUUAUUCCUAUAGCACCUGUUGGAACCAGAAGUUAUACUCCACAGCAGUACCAAAAUAUCCAGACUCCCACUCUGAUUGUGUUUGGGACGUUGGACACAAAUCUGGGUGCACAAUCGCACAAAAACCUGCUGCAGCUUCCACAUGCAUCUGUACUUAAGCUGGAAGGAGCUCGUCAUGCCUGCUACAUGGACAAGCCCAAAGAGUUUCACCAGGGAUUGAUUGACUUCCUCAGAAAUGUUUAAAUGAGUUUAAAGUGUGUAUGUAUGAGCAUGAAUAAAAAAUAACUAAUGCUGUUGACAUAGUUCAAGACAUACAGUUCAAGAAGCAGGUAGCAUCUGUUGCAAAGCACUUAAAUUUCCAGUGUUAACGAAACUUAUAUUUACAGAUCAUCUCAUAAACAUAACUCCAGGCUUUUUAUUUUGUGUGUGCAUUGUGUUCCUGCAUGUUAAAGAUGAAAUGUGUUUUGCUUUGUUGCCAUUUCUGUAGAUGACAUGUAGCUUAUUGUAAAUAUGUAUUUGAAAAUUAAGCAGAUGUGCAUUGCUUAUGUAACUUAUUUUGAUAUACAGUAGAACAUAUUUUAUUUUAUUAUCUUGGGUUACUGCUCCAUCCUCCCAUAAAACAGGAUUCUAAUCACAUAAACAAAAGAAGAUGCAAUAAAAGAUUACAGGCUUAUUUCUGUGUUUAUACUGACAGUAAAACAUGUCCGU
Messenger RNA from Periophthalmus magnuspinnatus, 1557 nucleotides. RefSeq names its product abhydrolase domain containing 14A (gene abhd14a). The record is from RefSeq and is a predicted model, not a curated record. The coding region runs from base 298 to 1092 and encodes 264 amino acids. Gene Ontology annotation, cellular component: cytoplasm. Lineage: Eukaryota; Metazoa; Chordata; Actinopteri; Gobiiformes; Gobiidae. The transcript is spliced from 5 exons.